This is a messenger RNA of Chrysochloris asiatica (Cape golden mole), 417 nucleotides long. RefSeq names its product cellular retinoic acid binding protein 2 (gene CRABP2). Gene Ontology annotation, biological process: fatty acid transport. Gene Ontology annotation, cellular component: cytosol; nucleus. Bases 1 to 417 code for a protein of 138 amino acids. Lineage: Eukaryota; Metazoa; Chordata; Mammalia; Afrosoricida; Chrysochloridae. The record is from RefSeq and is a predicted model, not a curated record. Gene Ontology annotation, molecular function: fatty acid binding. The transcript has 4 exons.
AUGUCUAACUUCUCCGGCAACUGGAAGAUCAUCCGGUCAGAAAAUUUCGAGGAUUUGCUCAAAGUGCUAGGAGUGAAUGUGAUGCUGAGGAAGAUAGCUGUGGCUGCAGCAUCCAAGCCAGCAGUGGAGAUCAAACAGGAAGGAGACACUUUCUACAUCAAAACCUUUACCACUGUGCGAACCACUGAGAUUAACUUCAAGGUCGGGGAUGAGUUUGAGGAGCAGACUGUGGAUGGGAGACCCUGUAAGAGCCUGGUGAAAUGGGAGAGUGAGAACAAACUGGUCUGUGAGCAGAGGCUUCUGAAGGGAGAGGGCCCCAAGACCUCAUGGACCAGAGAGCUGACCAAUGAUGGAGAGCUGAUCCUGACCAUGACGGCGGACGACGUUGUGUGCACCAGGGUCUAUGUUCGAGAGUGA